AUGCCCAACCCUAGACGAAAUAGGCAAAAACCAAAGAAAAACAACAGUGCCACCGAUUUCCAUUUCUCUCAAUCGACGUCAUCAUUUUCGUCUGUCACCAAUAGAGAUCGUUCCGUCUCCGUUCCUCCUCGGAAUGGUGAUGUCGCGGCGGUUACGGCUUCAUCCGCAAUCUCUCACUCUGGACUCGUUUCAAA
Molecule: messenger RNA, 194 nt
Organism: Arabis nemorensis
Lineage: Eukaryota; Viridiplantae; Streptophyta; Magnoliopsida; Brassicales; Brassicaceae
Source: the annotation of a GenBank genome assembly